GCCGCGACCUUUCAACCCGGCGAACAAUCACUUACUUGGAGAGAUGCAUCGGACGCACCAGCUACAAGCGUUUAGUGGCCAAGAUAGCUACCAGCGGCUCCAACGCCUCCAAGCGCUCUGCGGUAACAAGCACCAUGAUGGACGCGGCGGGUACGAAGCCAUGCUCAUCGUGGGUGGCGCGGACGGACUGUACUCGCACGGGUCGCAGGCAGCGUUGAAGUUUCUGUUUCUCGGCAAGUCUGGCCAAGAGCUGUUGGGGGAACAAGUCAUUCCGCAGCAGUACGAGGCGCUCGAAGACGUCGUCGUGUUGAUCACGCGCACCGCGGUGUCGAUCUUUUACGUGUUGGACAGCGACAGCGCGGCGUUGCUUCUCCCGUUGCUGAGCAAUUGGCGUAACGUAACAGAGUACGUCGCCACCGACGACAUGACCCAAGAUCUGCGCGAACUCACCAAAAUCCGCGCCUUCCGCGCCAUGGUGGAGCCCCACGCCACGAUCGGUAUUGCCCUGCACGAACCAAAGUCCACAGGAGAUGUACCCACGGCGGAAGCGUGGCCCCUCGUGCAGUCGUUCGGCCUCGAGGACGUCCAUCCCUCCAGCGCCGUCAAGGGCUUCUUCAGUAUGCACCACACUGUGGUCAACUGCUCCAUGGCGCUUAUGGCCCGGCUCACGGACAUCGACGACUUCUUUGCUCGGCGACUUGUCGAGGACGCCGAGCCUGCGCUGGCGCAUCACUUCGGGGGUUUGCUGGCCAAGUUGGACCACGCCGAGACCCCGGCGGCCCGCGGGGCCCUCACCGAAGCGGAUAUCGCGGAUGACGUGGCCAGUUUCUACGACUUUGGCACGAUUCGCCACGACGCACGGAGGCUCCAACGGGCACCGAACCGGGGCGCGACAGUGCAUUUUGGCACGCGCACCAGUGCCGAGUUUUCAACUGCGACAUCGUCUCCGACCAUCACGUCGCCCCAAGCGGGAGUGCAUGGACAGUUCCCAGCCACCCAUUUCACCGUCGUGGCCGAAGAACCACUCACGGGGAUCCGCGUGGGCCGGACGUAUUUCGUUGGCACGGGGAAAUGCGCGGCCCGCAUCGUCGAUCCCGACGCGCUCGUGUCGCCGGCUGAUUCCAAGCUGGACCGGUACGAGUCGGUGCCAACGAACGCCGCGGAUACGCGUCGUUUGAUUGCGUUGUACGAGAAAUUGCUUACUGUGCACACGGCGACCACGUUACCCGCCGUCGCAGCUAGCGCCAAAGCACUAGGAUCGACACCUAAGGAAUGGAUGGCUAGCGCACAAGUUGCUGCAAUCCAGGCCUUUGAACGACAGCUUGGCAGCUCCUUUGACAUCGUUGCUGCGUCGAUUGCUAAGCAACUGAUGGUGCACGUGGAAUGCGUCGAUGCCUGCGGAGAACGUAUGGCCAUUCUGGAGCCUCAUACGAAAUGGAGCCAUAUCUACGUGACGACAACGCUAAGUGCUGUGAUGAGCACUGUCGUGGCGGGGGCGAGUGUGGGGGCUUUGAUUGUGGGGGACUCGAUCCUCUUACAUGUGGCGUCUCCUGCUGCUUCGAACGAUCUGCUGGUGCUCACGGCGAGUUCAUUUCCGUACCUUCGAACGUGGGUGCAGGCAGGGAUGGAGGCAGAUUUUGCCUCCCACGUUGACGACGUUCUAACUUCCGACUACAUGCUGGAAAGUGUAGUCAAGGUGGGCCGACCGAUUGGCACCUCGGUGUCGCAUGCCCAGAUCUUGGUGCAAUCCCAGCAUUUGCAUGUCAUCGAAGGCACCCUCCAGCCCUAUGCGCAUGGAUUUGUGCUGACAAGCGCGCAUUGUCCGCCGCUGGUUGUGCCGUUUCCGACGCACGUUUUGGCGCUGCGUGUUCUGGCCACGCCACACGAACAGUUGCUCCUUGUGGUGGUGGACUUUACUGAAGACAACAACCUCGUGGCCGAGUGGCUACCGUGUGCGACAUCGUCGAGCUCGAUUGCGCUACCCCUUGUCGCAGGUUCCCGCAUGCAAGAACGGCUCUUGGCGGUGCUGGACGUGUGGAAAGCGACUGCAGCCGCCCACGACAUUCCAUUCGUGAAACCCAACUCUGAUGGCGACCAAGCAUCGAUCCCCCAAGGCUUUGUACGGGGGUGUUACUCUCUUUUGGACAAAACAGACGAGACUGUCGCGGACGUUAAAGAUCGGUAUUUCCCUCAAUGGAGCAUUUCGAAGGCACCAGCUCAAGUAUCGACUUGGACAAAGUCGUCGUCGUCAAUGGUGGUUCCUGUGACAGUGUUUCUCGGGCUGCCGGGCAGCGAAGUGCGGGCCCUUGCGGCGUCGCUGGCGGAGCUCACCGCUAGCGCCAACGAAUGGCAUCAUGUCGUGGUAGACACGCGGGAAUUACCCGCGGAUUCGGACACGACCACGAUCAUUCCGCAGCAACUCGACCAAGCGUUGCUGGCCAUUCAAAGCAACGAAGAUAGCAAUUUGACUACUCGUCGGCCUCGCAUUCUGCUUACUGUCGUGGGCUAUGUAGACCCGAUCGCAGUGUGCGCUGCCGUCAAGCACACUCAACACGACCAAGCCAUGCAGCUCAGUACCGUCACCACUGUCAUCUCGGGCGUUGCGCUGACAUUGCCAGACUCGGCGACCCCAUUCCCUAAAUUGUGGGACCAGCUGACUCCUGGGUUUGUCACGACCGUCGUGCUCACCAACACCCAAGAUGUGGCAAAUCUGCCCCGCCUCCGACUGCGCGUGGACUCUGCGAAUCCGUUCGCGGACGUGCUGUGUCUGCGGUCGAACGGGCUGGAUGGGGACCUCUCGACGUUUCUGGCCCUCGAUGUGUUUGAAACGUCCGAACGGCGACGCUACCGCGACGUGCACUUCCCAUCGUGGCAGCAAGCGCCGUCGACGUAUGUCGUGCCCUUGCCAGCCUCUGUCACCGCCGUCCGAUUUGAAAUGAAGUUGAAACUCGACCGAAAUCGGUUCGUUGCGUGCAUUCAGCGCGGGUUAAGUCCCCACACGACCCUGAAGACGAUUUAUCCGGUCUAUACAUCGACGCCUCCAAUUCAACUCUCUGGGCUACGGCUCGCUCAGGCGCUGGCAAUGGACAAAGUGUCGACGCAACUGGUGCACUCGUCGUCGUCAAAUGAAGAACAUAAGGGUGUCGUCCCAGAGGAGACCAUUGCGGCGAUUGUGGCGCAACUGGGAACCGUGUGGACGGUCGAAGCAUCGCUGGCGUUCACCGACGACAGUCAGCACGGGUACAUGUAUAUCAACACGGGCACCAAAGCGUUUUUACGCGUCCAGCCAACAUUGUCUUCGCCGCCAACUUCGUGCUCGUUCGUGUUUACGGGCCAACAUUUGGACGCCGAGAAGCUCCGCCUGUUGUUGCUGCAGUGCUGCCCGGCGCGCCAUGCGGCGGUUGUGGCGCUGUCGGACGUAACUGUCGACGAGAAACGGCGCAUCCAAGCGUUACAUGUAACCGACCCGCUCCCCGACGGUUACAUGUUUGACGGCACGUCGUACUACGACUACUUUGGCGGCCAGUACGAGUUUCACCCGAACAUCCAGCAGUUUAUUGAUGCCGAUAUGGCCAAGAAGAAUGACGUGGCGGCACGACACAACAACGAGCUCGAGACGGACCGCGUGCGAUACGAAGAAUGCACGACGCUGCUGGUGUAAGCCAUUUCUAUAGAGUGCCUAGCACCCAAAUAUGUAUGUAUAUACUUUGCAUAGUUACUUUCAUUCGAGGACUUUUCGGUUAAACUGUUAACGUUGCCGGACCAUUUGAUGUGGCACA
Aphanomyces astaci is the source of this 3779-nucleotide messenger RNA. RefSeq lists its product as hypothetical. The coding region runs from base 44 to 3661 and encodes 1205 amino acids. NCBI's taxonomy places the organism in Eukaryota, Oomycota, Saprolegniomycetes, Saprolegniales, Verrucalvaceae. The transcript has 15 exons. The record is from RefSeq and is a predicted model, not a curated record.